Molecule: messenger RNA, 807 nt
Organism: Xiphophorus maculatus (southern platyfish)
Lineage: Eukaryota; Metazoa; Chordata; Actinopteri; Cyprinodontiformes; Poeciliidae
Gene: rpp14
Product: ribonuclease P/MRP subunit p14
Exons: 6
Coding region: 388-777 (129 amino acids)
Biological process (GO): tRNA 5'-leader removal
Cellular component (GO): ribonuclease P complex
Source: RefSeq, a predicted model, not a curated record
CUUUAUAACAUACCAAACAGUAAAAUUAGUUUUUACUGUUUUAAAUAGAUUAAAACAAGUCACAGAAGAACAUAGAAAACGUAUUUGAGCAAGAAUGUACUGUAUUUCUUUUAUAUAAUUUUUCCAAAUCUUAAUUUUAGCUCUGGUCAACAUAAAUCAGUUCAUAUACAUUCAAAAUACUCCAAGAAUAUCCAAGUUAAGUUUGCCGUUUGAGGAAAAACUCCCGAUUAAAAUGAACAAGAUCGGUUCCUGUGACAGAGUGAGACCUCCUGUUCACAGAGCGUUAUGAGGUAAGUGCGCAUGCGUCAAUAAUUUUCAUGGCGGCAGGGUAAACACGCCACAGUUCUCUUUCCACGGACAUGUAGACGAGUUUCCAGUCUGCAGAAAAUGAGAGCGGGCACUGAGGAGGCAGAAUCUUCUGGGUACCAACGGGUCGUACUGAAAAACGCUUCGCCGCAUCACUACCUCAAAGUCCGUCUGGUGCUGGAGGAUGAGUCGGCCAGAGUGAGCGCCGUCGACCUGAAGACCUUCAUCACUUCCUGCCUGAGGAGUUUGUUCGGAGAGGUCGGAGCGGCGCUGAAUGUGGACGUGCUGAAGUACGAUGAGGAGACGCUGACCGCUCUGCUGCGUGUUCCCAGCAGGGGUUUGGUGAAGCUGUGGAGCUCCCUCACCCUGCAGGGGUUCUACCAGAACCGGGCCUGCGCCUUCAGGGUUUUGCAGGUGUCUCCGUUCCUCCUGGCGCUGACUGGAAACAGCCGCGACCUGCAGCUGGACUGAAGCAGGAUGACAUCAGUCUGGACGCCACUC